AUGGGUGGUACAUUGGUGCUCGAGAUACCCGCCCGGGCCUGGCUCUAUGCGCUUGGAGUCGGACAUAGCGGGCUGGACGGGGUACCCGACGCUGCCCUAAACUAUCUCCGCACGUUCGACUACGUAUGGUUGCAGGGCGUCUGGCAGACGGGCAAACUGGGAGUCGAACUCGAUCGUGGCCUCCCUGAGCGCCGUGCCGUCUACGACCAGGUACUUCCUGGCUGGACCGAGGAUGACGUUGUCGGUUCGCCGUAUGCGAUCUACGACUAUCGCGUCGCCGCGGAGCUAGGCGGCGAUGAUGCACUAAAGAGGUUUCGUGAGCGCCUGCAUCCAACGCGUUUAUUGCUGGACUUUGUACCCAAUCACAUGGCGCGUGACUGCCCCUGGCCGGAACGCUUUUUUCUACAUAGCAUGGACGGCGCUGAAGCGCUUCCACCGGUCACCGAAACCGCCACCAGGCAUUGGCAAAACCUUCAACAGGGCGAAUUAGAGCGGUUCCAGGAACGCCACCACCAGCGGCUCGCAGGCCGGGAUCCAUACUGUGGCCCGUGGCCUGACACAGCCCAGCUCAACUAUCGCGAGCCGGCGCUGCGGCAGCAUCAGUGCCAAGUGCUCUGUCGCAUCGCAGAUAUGGCCGAUGGCAUACGGGCCGAUAUGGCGAUGAUGGUGCUCAACGAUGUUUUCGAAUGGAGCUGGAGAGACGCAGCAGCAGUUGAAACCGCUGGACCUGCUCCGGACAACAAAGAGUUCUGGGAAGAGGCCAUUGCUGCAGUGCGUCAGCGUCGCCCCGACUUUCUUUUCCUCGCCGAAGUGUACUGGGAUUAUGAGGAGCGACUGCAAGCUCUCGGAUUCGAUGCCACGUACGAUAAGAAACUGUAUGACUUGCUCCACCAGCGGCACUUGGAUCGAUUGCGAGGCUACCUACGAGAACGCUCGGCAGAAUUUCACGCUCGUUGUGUACACUUUGUCGAGAAUCACGAUGAGCCGCGGGCCGCAAGCCAUUUCGGUGACGUUCGUGUCGCAAACGCCGCUGCGGCGCUGAGCUUUCUGCUGCCGGGAAUCCGCCUCGAAUUCUGGGGCCAGUCCGAAGGUCGUCGUGCACGUCUCGAUGUGCACCUGCGUCGAGCUGCGGCAGAGCCCGAGCGUUCAGUAAGCUCCGCUCAAACAGGUUUUUAUGAUCGCCUACAUCGUAUCUUGAUGUUGCCUAUUCUCAGGAAGGGCAGGUUUGUCUACAGCGACCAGGGCCCGAUGCAGCACUGGCGAAUCAUCACCUGGAAUUGGUACCUGGAUAACCGGGCGCCCGGUGAUUGCGACGCUAUCCGGCAUCUGCACAUUGCAGCGAAUUACUCGGAUGAGGCGGUUCACUACCAGCACGCGUAUCCCUGCGACUUGCUCAAUCCCGAUGCCACCAAUCUUUGUGAAUUAUCGCCCUGGACGGUACGCGUUUUAUGUGAGCAAAAGGUCUCAGCUUCCAGUUGA
Cyanidioschyzon merolae strain 10D is the source of this 1479-nucleotide messenger RNA. RefSeq names its product similar to periplasmic alpha-amylase precursor. Bases 1 to 1479 code for a protein of 492 amino acids. Lineage: Eukaryota; Rhodophyta; Bangiophyceae; Cyanidiales; Cyanidiaceae. Gene Ontology annotation, biological process: carbohydrate metabolic process. The record is from RefSeq and is a predicted model, not a curated record. The transcript has a single exon.